AUCUGAGGAGCAAGAACGAAUUCAGCAGCAACAAGAUGGAUACCUUCAAACAUCAAAAAAGCAGAUCCUCAGGAGACAAAAAUACUAAAUCUAGGAAGAAUCCCAAGCACUUCACUGAUGUUCACGGUCUUCCUUGCAUUGAAAAGAUUGUAACCUCAGUGGAGGACAUUCCUGAGCCCAUCAGCACCAACAUCAUCGGCAUGAUCCCAAACUGGAUCAAUGGGAAUUUCUUGAGAAAUGGGCCAGGGAAAUUUGAGAUGGGUAACCACAGGUUCAACCACUGGUUUGAUGGGAUGGCUCUUCUGCACCAGUUCAAAAUAUCAAAUGGGGAGGUCACUUACAGAAGCCGCUUCCUGUCAAGUGACAGCUAUCAAACCAACAAGGAACAGAAUCGCAUUGUGAUGUCUGAGUUUGGGACGCUUACCAUGCCUGACCCAUGCAAAAACUUCUUCCAGCGCUUUGUGUCAAGGUUUGAUUUACCAAAACCAACAGACAAUGCCAAUGUGAGUUUUGUAACCUACAAAGGUGAUUUCUAUGUCAGCACUGAAACUAAUAUCAUGCACAAGGUGGACCCAGAGACCCUGGAAGCAAUCCAAAAAGUGGACUGGAGCAAAUUUAUUGCAGUAAAUGGAGCCACUGCACAUCCACAUACUGAGCCAGAUGGAACAGUGUAUAACAUGGGCAAUUCCUACAGCAGCAAAGGAGCAUACUACAACAUUAUCAAAGUGCCUCCAACCAAGGUAGCAGAGGAGGAAACCCUGGAGGGAACCACAGUGCUGUGCUCAAUUCCAGCAGAGGACAAGACCAAACCCUCUUACUACCACAGCUUCGCAAUGUCUGAGAACUAUGUGGUGUUCAUUGAGCAGCCCAUCAAGAUGGACCUGUUGAAAAUUGUGACCGGCAAACUAACAAGAAAAAGCAUCAGUGAUGGCUUCUCCUGGAACCCAAAGCUCAACACUAUCCUUCACCUGAUUCACAAACUGACAGGCAAGGUAAGCUCCAUCAAGUAUCUUGCCAACCCGAUAUCUACCUUUCACCAGAUCAAUGCAUACGAGGAGGAUGGUUUCUUGAUCAUUGACUUGUGUGCUUCGGACGAUGGGCAGGCUAUAGCAAACUACAACAUCCAAAACCUGCGCAAGUCUGGGGAGUGUCAAGAAAAUCCGAGCUCAUCCCACUUCCCCAUGCUGGAGAUUUUAGUUUAACAGUAAUAAUAAAUAAA
Xiphophorus maculatus (southern platyfish) is the source of this 1219-nucleotide messenger RNA. Its product is annotated as beta,beta-carotene 9',10'-oxygenase-like. NCBI's taxonomy places the organism in Eukaryota, Metazoa, Chordata, Actinopteri, Cyprinodontiformes, Poeciliidae. The record is from RefSeq and is a predicted model, not a curated record. The transcript is spliced from 8 exons. The coding region runs from base 36 to 1202 and encodes 388 amino acids. Gene Ontology annotation, molecular function: beta-carotene 15,15'-dioxygenase activity; carotenoid dioxygenase activity. Gene Ontology annotation, cellular component: mitochondrion. Gene Ontology annotation, biological process: carotene catabolic process; retinal metabolic process.